UUGCCACGUGGCAUCUUCUCAUUAUCCCUAAAUAAAAAAUGUUUCCCGCUUUUUUUACUCUAUUCGCGCUUCUUUACUCCAAUCUCAAUCCCCAAUUGUUGCAUAUUCAGAUUAAUGCUUAACAAAAAGUUUCUUCCAAAUUUAACCAUCUUUCACCUUUGAAAUUCCCAUGCCCUGUUCCGCUUGAACCUUGGUUUCCGCUUGAACCUUGGUCUCCAACAGCUUCCGCAACCUUCAGAGAACGCUGCCUUACAGUCACUUCACUGGAUCUUCUUCUUCCAUUUCCAUCAACUGAGUCGCUCAAUCAUCUGCUCCCUAGCACUGUCGACGAUUCAACUCACCACCUUACCACUGCAUCAAUUACUUCAGUUUCAUUUAUUAUUAGAAAGAAAAGAAUGAAUUCUACUAAAGAUGAGUGCAAAAAGGCUAGAUUAAGAAGAAAAUCAAUAUUACUGCUGAAAAGAGGGCGACAAAAAAAAACUGGUGACUCUCAAACUAAUGAAAGGAAUAUGAAAAAUUUAGGAAAAAGAAAAGUGUUAGCUGAAAUCACUAAUAGAGAGUCAAAAAAGAAAAAGAUUUUCAUUGGUAUUGGAGAAAUUCAAAAAAAAGCUACAAGGAUAGAGAGUUUGUUGCAAGUACUUCAUACCUACCAGUACAUAUGUUGACUGAUGAACUUGAAAGACUAGAGUCUUUUACACAAAUAUUUUUUAAUCCAAAUGCAUUUCAAUAUGGAGUAGCUGCUGGUCAAGAUUAUUCAAAUACAAAGAAAUCUAUGACACAUCCAAGUUGUCAUUUAUCUUCUGGACGACAUGUGAUCAGUGGGAUGAAGUUAUUUUCUCAAGAUUCUGAAUUUGAUAUUUUAGAAGAUGGAUUAGUUUUUGUUAGAGUUGAUUAUGAUUUCAACUAUGAUGAUAUUUCUGCUUCUCAAAAAUUUUACUCUCUGAGCAUUGGUUUAUAUGAAAGUAACACUGAUUUUCAAGAAGGUAAUGGUCACCAAGAAAAUAACUUUCAGUUCACAUAUGGAGAUUAUUUUGAUUUCGGUGAUCCAAUUUCAAUUUGUCAAGAGUGUGGUGCUUUAAUGUGGUAUGAUGAAAGAAAUCGAAAAAAUAGAAAUUAUAUCAUUCCAGAGUUUAGUCUAUGCUGCAGUUUAGGAAAAGUGCAAUUGCCUUUUCUAACAGAGCCUCCUGAAGUUCUAAAAGAGUUACUUUAUGACUAUGGUUCAAAGCAUUACAAGAAUUUUUAAAAUAAUAUCAGAGCAUAUAAUCAAAUAUUUGCAUUUACUUCUUCUGCUGGAAAGGUGGACUCAUCUAUAAACAAAGGCCAUAGACGUGCUCCAACGGUCUACAAGAUUAGUGGAGAAAAUGUUCAUUAUAUUGGUAGUUUAAUGCCUAUGCCCGGUGAAAAACCUAAGUUUGCUCAGUUGUAUAUCUAUGACACAGAAAACGAAGUAUACAAUAGGAUAGCACCAUUUAGGUCAAAUGAUUCUGAAUAUGCUAUUGACUCUGAGAUUGUUGGCAAGUUACAAAAGAUGUUAGAUGAGAAUAAUGCUUUGGCAAAAUCAUUUAGAAUGGCAAAAGAAAGAUUUGCAGGUUCUAAUACAGAACAUGUAAGGUUGAAGCUUUUAAGUUCAAGGGAAAAAGAUGGAAGAAUUUAUAAUUUGCCUGAUGUUUCUGAAGUGGCAGCUUUAGUUGUUGGUGAUAUUGAUUCUCUUUCAUCAACCAGAGAUAUAAUCUUAGAAAGGCAAGAUGGUCGCUUAAAGCGUAUAAAUGAGAUUCAUGUUGCUUAUCUUGGUUUACAAUAUCCACUUCUUUUUCCAUAUGGAGAAGAUGGCUACAGAAUUGAUAUUCAACAUAAAAUCAUCGGGAGUUUGAAACCUAACAAGAGGAGCAAAUUGACCAUGCGACAAUUUUUUGCAUUUAGGCUUCAAACCAGGAAAACAGAAGCUCCAACAAUACUGGUUUCUAAAAAACUUUUUCAGCAAUUUGUAGUGGAUGCUUGCACUAUGAUUGAGUCAGAACGUUUGUUAUAUUUUAGGAUUCAUCAAAAGGAACUUAGAGCUAAUGAUUACAAGAGUUUGAAAAUUGCUAAAUCUACAGGUCAAAUAAGUGGCUCAAGUGUAGGAAAAAGAAUAGUUUUGCCAUCAAGUUUUAUAGGAGAAUGGCCAGAGAUCAAGCGACUCUUAGACCCUUUACAUCUCAAACCAGUAGACCGUCCUGACAUUGUUUGUCGAAUGUUCAAAAUGAAGCUUGAUAUGCUAAUUAAAUAUUUGAAAAAGGAAAGAUUCUUUGGUAAAGUUGUUGCUGAUGUUCAUACAAUUGAAUUUCAGAAACGAGGUCUACCACAUGCUCAUAUUUUGAUAUUCUUGGAUUCUUUAAGCAAAUUUCCAGAUCCAAAAGAUAUAGAUAAAGUAAUUUGUGCUGAGAUUCCUAAUCAAUUUGAGCAUCCAGAGUUGUACAAGGCUGUAAAAAAAUUUAUGCUUCAUGGUCCAUGCGGUUCUAUAAAUAUAUUUUCACCAUGCAUGAAAGAAGGUCGUUGUUCAAAGUUCUAUCCCAAGUCUUUUGCUGAUUUAAAAGAUAUAGUGUUGAGGCAGUUGAUAAAAGUUUAA
Arachis ipaensis is the source of this 2605-nucleotide messenger RNA. Lineage: Eukaryota; Viridiplantae; Streptophyta; Magnoliopsida; Fabales; Fabaceae. The record is from RefSeq and is a predicted model, not a curated record.